Molecule: messenger RNA, 1737 nt
Organism: Lodderomyces elongisporus
Lineage: Eukaryota; Fungi; Ascomycota; Pichiomycetes; Serinales; Debaryomycetaceae
Gene: GNP1
Product: amino acid transporter
Exons: 1
Coding region: 1-1737 (578 amino acids)
Biological process (GO): amino acid transmembrane transport
Cellular component (GO): membrane
Molecular function (GO): amino acid transmembrane transporter activity
Source: RefSeq, a predicted model, not a curated record
AUGUCGGCUUCGAGAGAAAAAUCGCCUCCAGUGGAGUCGAAAUCAGAGGAGUUUAGAAGCUUUAAUGAAUCAGAGUCUCCAUACGUUUCCUCAACGGAAACCCUUCCCGAAAAUAGAUCUAGAGCCACCAGAUUUGUCGAUUCGUUUAGGCGAAAACAAGUUGAUGAAUCUGAAAAGGGUAUGGUUGGUAAACAAUUGGCCAAAGAUAUCAGUUUGCGUCAUUUGAUUUUGAUGGCACUUGUUACUGGUAUUGGUACUGGUCUUUUAGUCGGAAGUGGUCAAGUGUUGCACAACUCUGGUCCUUUGUUUUUGAUUAUUGGUUUUGCAAUUGUGGGAUCAUUUUUGUACCCAACUUUACAAGCUGCUGGUGAGAUGGCUGUUAACUAUUCAGACUUGUCUGGAGGUUAUAACAAUUACCCAAGAAGAUUUGUUGACGAGUCUUUGGCUUUUGCAAUUACCUGGAAUUACUGUAUACAAUGGCUUUCUGUCAUUUCUAUUGAAUUGGUUACUGCGGCAAUGACCAUUUCAUACUGGAACACUACAGUCAAUGCCGACGUUUGGGUUACAAUCUUUUAUGUCGUUAUUGUUGUCAUCAACUUUAUCGGUUCUUCGGGGUACGGUGAAGCCGAGUUCUUUAUUGGAAGUUGCAAAGUCCUUAUGAUUGUUGGAUUCAUUAUUAUGGGUAUUGUUGUCAAUGUUGGCGGUGGACCAGAAGGUGUUUACAUUGGUGGAAGGUAUUGGCACGACCCUGGCUACUACACCAACUUUAAAGGUUUGUGUUCGGUUUUCGUUACCGGUUCUUUCGCUUUGGGUCAAACUGAGUUUGUUGCAUUGAGUGCAAGUGAACAAUCCAACCCCGGUAAAGCCAUUCCUAUUGCAACAAAAUUGGUUGCAUACAGAAUUGUGGUUAUCAUGCUUGGAAGUUUAACAAUUGUUGGUUUGCUUGUUCCAUACACUUCUGACAGAUUGAUGGGUUCUGGUGGUGGUGGCUCACAUGCAAGUCCUUUUGUUCUUGCUGCUGCCUUGCAUGGUGUUCGCGCUGUUCCUUCAAUCAUCAACGCUGUGAUUUUGAUGUCUGUUACCUCAGUGGCAUCUUCUGCAUUAUAUUCAUCUUCAAGAACUUUGCAAUCAUUAGCUGAACAGGGAUUUGCACCAAAAUGGUUCAACUAUAUCGACAGAAGGGGUAGACCUUUCCGUGCAUUGGCUGUGUGUGCCUUCUUUGGUCUUUUCUCAUUUAUUGCUGCUUACAGCAAACAAGAAACCGUCUUUGAUUGGCUUUUGGCUAUUUCUGGAUUGUCUCAAAUCUUUACUUGGAGUGGUAUCUGUAUUUCACAUGUUAGAUUCCGUGCUGCUUUGAAAUACCAUAAUGUUUCAACUGACACUUUGGGAUACAAGGCAUCUACCGGAGUCAUUGGAUCAUACUACGCAAUCGUUUGGUAUGUUCUCGUUUUAAUUGCUCAAUUCUGGAUUGCAUUGUACCCUAAGGGGGAAGGUAAGCCUGAUGUCGAGGCAUUCUUCCAAAACUAUCUUGGUGCAAUUGUAUUGAUCUUGUUCUAUGUUUGCCACAAGUUGUGGAGCCGAAAUUGGUCAUUGUACAUUCCAUUGAAGGAUAUCGAUGUCAAUUUGGACAGAACAUACUUUGAUCCUGAAGUGUUGGCACUUGAGAAGGAGGAAGAAAAGGAAAAGUUUAAGAAUUCUCCUUGGUAUAAAAAGAUUAUCAAGGUCUUGUUUAUGUAA